CAAAUCGCCGCCCCCAACCUUCUCCUCUUUUACCACGACUUUGUUCGCUCUACCGGUUGGAGUUCUUCACUGGCACCGUUCUACCCGUUAGAUGUUUUUGCUGUAGAAUUUGCAACUUGGGCACGUGAGCACAGAUUACGUACUUUGCAAGGGGGUUACGCGUCGCUGGGUGUUUUGGAUCGGCUUGGUAACUUGAGUUGAGAAAGAGCUUGGGAGAUUUCUGGGCGUUGAGAAUGGCGUUCUAUAUUGUCGCACCAGUCUGGCGAUUGAGGAUGUUGUUGUCGUUGCUUGUGAUCGCGUUCGUGACGGGGUUGGUAGCUGGUACUUCAGACCCACAAGAUGCACAAGGAAAAGCUCAAGUAGAUUACAAGUUCAAGAUUCAAGAUGAAUCCCAGUCACCUCUACAAGCAUCGCCUGAAGACUUGCCAUCAACACCGCAGGGAAAUACACCAGCCAGCCAUUCCCUCACAGAAACCAACAUCCUCCAAGACCUGUACUCUGCACUAUCAACAAUGCAAGACCACUACUUCGCCAUCUGGCUCGGCAAGUACACCACUGCGAUCGAUUGGACUGGAGCCGUUACCUCAACCUACGUCUCCGCCACGCUCUCCACGCUCUCUUCCACUCUGCCCAAUACUUUCUCCCGGACCCGCAAACAUGAGAUGGAAGCCCUCGUGCACGAAAACGAAAUAAACAAGUACUUUUCCCAAAUCACGGCCUACUAUUUCGGCGAAGACCAUUUCGCAAUCCGCAUGCAAGCCUACGACGACAUGUUGUGGGUAGUCCUAGGCUGGCUCGAAGCAAGUACAUUCAUCGAAACGCAUUCUUCAUCCCACUAUUCCUCCUCCUCUGCUGCCUCAACCAGCCAAUCAGAAAAAUUCUGGCACGCCCACCAAUUCAUCCCAGCCUUCGCCCACCGCGCACGCAUCUUCUACGAACUCGCUGAGAAAGGCUGGGACUGGCGCCUCUGCGGGGGAGGCAUGACAUGGAACCCCUCCCUCCUACCGUACAAGAACGCAAUCACAAAUCAACUCUUCAUCUCCGCCAGCAUAAACAUGUACCUGCACUUCCCCGGCGACGAAAACUGUUCACCUUUUUUCUCCCAAUCGCGCUCUUCCUCCUCCAACCACAGCAAUAGCGUUAGCAGGCAAGACAACGACGACGACGACGACGACGACGAUGGCUGCCUCGACAACCCCCACACCCGCCCCCGCUACUCCCCCAUCUACCUUGCCAACGCCAUAAACGGGUACACCUGGCUCCAGCAAAGCGGCAUGCAAAACGCCCAAGGCCUAUACACUGACGGCUUCCACAUCGGGGGAUACCGCAACAAUCACAGCAAAACUGUCUGCGACGACCGUAACGAAAUGGUCUACACAUACAACCAAGGCGUUGUGCUCUCCGGAUUACGCGGGCUUUGGGAAGCCACGGGGGAAACGAGGUACCUGGAAGAUGGCCAUGAGCUUGUGCGAAACGUUAUACGUGCCACUGGCUGGGACGUCGCCUCCCCAGCACCAUCUUCUUCUAAAGCUAAAGCUAAAGCAGAAGGGAAAGAGGAUGAGAAAUGGCACGGUCUUGGAGCAAACGGUAUCCUGACCGAACUCUGCGACCCCGCCGGCCACUGCAACCAAGACGGUCAGACUUUCAAAGGGAUAUUUUUUCACCACCUAACUGCGUUCUGUGACCCUUUGCCCCGGAAGCCAGCAAGACGUGGUAAAACGUAUGGUGCGAGUAAGUCGGUGGCGGCGUUGCAUCGGAAUAGUUGCAAGGGGUAUACGGAGUGGGUGGUGCACAAUGCACAAGCUGCGUUGGCUACGAGGGAUCGCGAGGGUAGGUUUGGGGGUUGGUGGGAUGCGAAGGAAGGGAAUGAGCGAGAGGGGUUGGAGGUUGAGGUUGGGGUCAAUGCGACGGAUUAUCGGAAUGGGGAUGUGGGAGAAGGGGAGGAGAGGGAUGUGUAUGGGAGGAGGGAGAAGGCAAGGUUUACAGAGAGACGGGUAGGUGAGGAUUUGAAUGAUCGGGGGAGGGGUCGCACGAUUGAGACGCAGGGGAGUGGGUUGGCGGUCGUUCGUGCUAUGUGGACUUUUCUCUGGCGAGAUGAGGUGGGGGUGUUUGAGUAGGAUGGAUGGACAUGGGGUUGAUGUAUAUACACAGAUAUCAAGAUGUCAUGACUUUGCAAUGCUGUAG
Molecule: messenger RNA, 2184 nt
Organism: Bipolaris sorokiniana ND90Pr
Lineage: Eukaryota; Fungi; Ascomycota; Dothideomycetes; Pleosporales; Pleosporaceae
Product: glycoside hydrolase family 76 protein
Exons: 2
Coding region: 234-2117 (627 amino acids)
Biological process (GO): carbohydrate metabolic process
Source: RefSeq, a predicted model, not a curated record